CCGCCGCGGUGCCCGUACGGCGGGGGAGGGCUUCCGGGCCGUGGGCCUGACUCCUCAGAGCUGCUGUCAUGGCGGGUGCUCUGUGGGGCUUCUUUUCCAUCCUGCUGCUGUUACUCUCAGGAGAUGCCCACAGCUCGGAGGUGCCUGGGGCUGCUGCCGAGGGCCCGGGAGGUGGCGGGGUCGGCCCGGGAGAUCGCUUCAAGAUCGAGGGACGUGCGGUCGUUCCAGGGGUGAAGCCUCAGGACUGGAUCUCCGCGGCCCGAGUGCUGGUAGACGGAGAAGAGCACGUCGGCUUCCUUAAGACAGAUGGGAGUUUCGUGGUUCAUGACAUUCCCUCUGGCUCUUACGUAGUGGAAGUUAUCUCUCCAGCUUACAAGUUUGAUCCUGUGCGAGUCGAUAUCACUUCAAAAGGAAAAAUGAGAGCAAGAUAUGUGAAUUACAUCAAAACAUCAGAAGUGGUCAGAUUACCCUAUCCUCUCCAGAUGAAAUCUUCAGGUCCACCUUCUUACUUCAUUAAGAGGGAAUCGUGGGGCUGGACAGACUUUCUGAUGAACCCAAUGGUUAUGAUGAUGGUUCUUCCAUUAUUGAUAUUUGUGCUUCUGCCUAAAGUGGUCAACACAAGUGAUCCUGACAUGAGACGGGAGAUGGAGCAGUCAAUGAACAUGUUGAAUUCCAACCAUGAAUUGCCUGAUGUCUCAGAGUUCAUGACAAGACUCUUCUCUUCAAAAUCCUCUGGCAAAUCCAGUAGUGGCAGCAGUAAAACAGGCAAAAGUGGGGCUGGCAAAAGGAGGUAGUCAGCCCGCAGCUGCCGUCGCACAAACUCGCCUACACCAGGGGGUGUCCAGUCCUGAGGAAACCGUGUGAAGCGACUACUGUAAACUGAGUCAUCCUGAAAGUUGAUCUCGUACAACUGUUGUCUAUGUUGAUUUCUUAACACAUGUUUUGUACUUGGUACACAAGAACACCCAGCUUUCAUCCUUUGUCUGUAUGAGGUCAAUAUUAAUGUCACUGAAUUAAUUACAGUGUCCUAUAGAAAAUGACAUUAAUAAAUUAUAUGAAGUACUAUA
Molecule: messenger RNA, 1067 nt
Organism: Myodes glareolus (Bank vole)
Lineage: Eukaryota; Metazoa; Chordata; Mammalia; Rodentia; Cricetidae
Gene: Emc7
Product: ER membrane protein complex subunit 7
Cellular component (GO): EMC complex
Molecular function (GO): carbohydrate binding
Source: RefSeq, a predicted model, not a curated record